Pseudonaja textilis is the source of this 1014-nucleotide messenger RNA. The record is from RefSeq and is a predicted model, not a curated record. Lineage: Eukaryota; Metazoa; Chordata; Lepidosauria; Squamata; Elapidae.
UCAUUAUGUAAUGAUCCUUGUCCUCUUGGAAAAAUGAAGAACAAGAUUGAAGGGCAGAAAUUUUGCUGCUAUGCUUGUGCUCCGUGUCCAGAAAAGAUGAUAUCCAGACAAAUGGACAUGAAGUAUUGUGACCGUUGUCCAGAGGAUCAGUUUCCAAACCAAGCUCAUGAUGACUGCAUUCUAAAAACAAAGAAUUUCCUCUCCUUUGAAGAACCACUGAGCAUUACUCUGGUUUCUCUGGCUCUUCUCUUUUCCUUCUUUACAGCUUUAGUAUUUACAAUCUUCAUUAAGCAACGGGACACUCCCAUUGUCAAAGCCAACAAUCGCAACCUCACCUACCUUCAACUUAUCUCUUUGUUCCUCUGCUUCCUUUGCUCACUUCUGUUCAUUGGACAUCCCAAUAAGGCCACUUGCCUCCUCCGACAAACAACAUUUGGCAUCAUCUUUACUAUUGCUAUUUCUUCUAUUUUGGCCAAAACCAUCACAGUCAUUGUAGCAUUUCUAGCAUCAAAGCCAGGAAGCUUAUUCCACAAAUGGGUAGGCCAAAAGUUGGCCUAUUCUAUUAUCUGGUUCUGCUCCUUCAUUCAAGUAGCUAUUUGUGUUGUUUGGCUGAAUACAUCUCCCCCAUUUCCACAUUUGGACAUGGAGACACUCUUGGGAGAAAUCAUAGCUGAAUGUCAUGAAGGCUCCAUCACCAUGUUUUACUGUGUCUUGGGCUACAUGGGCUUCUUGGCCCUCCUCAGCUUCAUUGUGGCCUUCCUAGCCAGGAAGUUGCCAGACAGUUUCAACGAAGCCAAGUUCAUUACUUUCAGCAUGUUGGUUUUCUGCAGCGUUUGGCUGACCUUUGUCCCCACGUACCUGAGCACCAAAGGAAAAUACAUGGUGGCUGUGGAGAUCUUUUCUAUCCUGUCUUCCAGUGCUGGUUUACUGGGAUGCAUCUUCAUCCCCAAAAUCUAUAUAAUUAUAUGGAGGCCUGAGCUCAACACUAAAGACCAUUCAAUACAUAAGAAAUAG